AGUGACCAGGGGCCCUAAGAGCAGGGCUGUCAGUUUGGCCUGCAGGGGGACAGUGUUUCGGGGCGGGGUGGCCACAGCGCUGGCUCACUUCGCUGGGUGACCAUGCGCAGGAGGCUGGGAGGGGUGGGUCCUACUGCCCCUCCAGCCCCUCCAGGUACCUCGCAGUGGCCCUGGUCCCGGCAUCUGCGUGGCCCUCUCCUGUCCCGAGAGGAGGCGUGGUCAGGAGUCGGGGACGGGGUGCGGGGGGAGGCCCAGCAAGUGUUUAUUUGCAUUCCAAUCGUGCUGCUCACAGCCCAGCAUUUACAGCCCGGACCUUGUCCCGCCGGGGUGGCCGGACCCUGGCCCUGCCCUCGUCCUCCCCCAGCCAGGAGCUCCCCACAGCACCCUGUCUUGGGAAGCCGGCAGCUGGGAGCAGCCCUGGCCGGAGAGAUGGCCGUGGAGGGCAGGGACGUGCUGGUGCUGCUGCCCACGCGGGAGCGGCUGCGGCUGGUCGUGGGGGUGCAGGCCACGGGGCGGGAGCUGUUCAGGCAGGUGUGUGACGAGGCCGGCAUCAGGGAGCCCCACUUCUUCGGCCUCUGCGUGGUCAGAAACGACGAGUACCUGUUCAUGGACCUGGAGCAGAAGCUCGGCAAGUACUUCUCCAAGGACUGGAGCCGGGAGCGGCCGGAGGGCAGGAGGUCCAGGGCCCCCUUUGUGGCCUUCCUCCGGGUGCAGUUCUACGUGGAAGACGGGCGGCUGAUCAGCACCCGGACGGGCCGGCACCUGUACUACUGCCACCUGCGGGAGCGGGUGCUGCGGUCCCAGGGCACCCACUGCGAGGAGGCCUACUUCCUGCUGGCGGCCUACGCGCUGCAGGCCGACCUGGGCAACCACCGGGCCCGCGCCCACGUGGGGCGCUACUUCGAGCCCCAGGCCUACUUCCCGCAGUGGAUCAUCGCCAGGAGGGGCAGCGCCUACCUCCUCAGGCACGUGCCCUCCCUGCACCGCGAGCAGCGGGGCCUGAGCCCCAGGGCGGCCGAGCUGCGCUACAUCCGGGAGGCCUGCCGGCUGGAGGACGUGCCCGUCCACUUCUUCAGGCUGUUCAAGGAUAAGAAGGAAGAAAGACCUACCGUUGUCCUGGGACUGACCCUCAAAGGAAUGCAGGUCUAUGAGGAGGUGAAUCACACUCCGCAGCUGCUCCAGGACCUGCCCUGGCCCCGCAUCGGGAAGCUGGCCAUUCUGGGGAAGAAGUUCAAAAUCCAGCCGGACGGGCGGCCCGCGGCCCGCAAGCUGGAGUUCUACACGGGCUGCGCUGUCCGCUCCCGCCACCUGCUGCGCCUGCUCCGCGCCAGCCACCAGCUGCACCUGGCCCUGCGGCCCGCGCUGGCGCAGCUGCGGCUGGAGGAGCCGCGAGAGAAGUGUUACCGGGAGACGUACAUCAGUGACACGCCGGAGCUGGGCCUGUGCCCCACGGGCCACCGGGACAGCGGGGACAGCAGGGGCAGUGGCCAUCGGCUCCCCUGCCACCUCUCACUGCUCUCGGCCGACAGCCACGGCAGCUCCCACGCGUCUGGCGUGGAGCCUGGGGAGAUGUCAGUGGACGAGCCCUCCGGGGCCACAGCCCUCCCCAGGGAGAGGGCGUCCUGCAGCUCCAGCCUCAGCCCCAGCAGCGGAGACACAGCGGGUGGCAGUGGAGGCCGGCCCGGGCCCGAGGGGGACACGCAGGACCCGGGGCACCGGGGGAGCGCCUCUGGCCCCCAGGCGGUGGUGCGGGUCACACUGAUCAGCAUGCGGGGCUGGAGCACCGAGGCCCUACACCAGGUCCCGGGGGCGGCCCCCCGCCACGCCCACGCGGACCCGCUCACCCGCAGCCUGGAGGACGUGCGCCCGCGCCCCGCCCCGCGCGCAGCCCGGAGGCCCGUGCCCGCCCCGCGCAGCUGCCCCCGCGGCGUCGCCCCGGACCCGGACCCGGACCCGGACCCGGACCCGGGGCCCGCGGCCCGCCUCUGCCUGGACCUCAGCGGGGACCCGCGCCUGGAGGAGGUCGCCGUGUAGCCCGCGAGGCUCGGUCCGCCCGCGGCGCGGGGCAGGGGCUGCUCUCAGGGAGGCCGGCCGCCAGCCUGACCCCCUCCUGUGCCCGCGGGGCCACGAGGCCUCGGCGCCUCCCGUCGCGGUCGCGGUCGCGGUCGCGUGUGACUCGGACUCGGACUCGGCGCCGGCGAAGAGCAGGCCCCGCUCGGGACUCGGGGCGAGUGGAGCUGGGCUGUCCCUCCGCACGGACCCGCGUGGGCUCCGCCGGGCUCCCGGCCCCUCCGUGCGGCCCCUCCGCGGGCCUGGCCCGCUCUGUCCCCGGACCCCGGCGCCUGCCCCGUGCACGGCGGUUCCGGAACGCGCCUGGCUCCCCUGUGGCUCCCGGGCCCCCCCCGCCCCAGCCCAGCACCUGCGCCCGCACCCCGGCCGCCUGUCCGAGCGGACCUGUCCGCGCCUGAGUGCGUUGGGGUCGCUGGGAGCCGCUCCCGCACAGCUGGUCCCGGACGCCGUCAGGCCCCCCGCGCUCUGCUGUGCGCCUGCAGCCCGGGCAGCCUGCACGGGGCCUCCGCCUGCCGCCCCCCCCCCGCCACCAGAGGGCGCUGGCGGCACGCGCUGGGCCUGGGCAUGGGGGGCUGGACUCGGGGUGGCGGGGCGCCUGGCAGCUCAGGGCUGUGGUCUCUGACCCGCCUCUGUGGGUGCAGACCGAGCUCCCCCUCAUUCCUCACCCACCCCCUGGUUGAAGGUGCCAGCGCCAAGGGCCACGGGAGCGGGGACCAGCGCGUGUCCCCCGCGGACUGAGGAGCAGGGCAGGGCGGGCCCGAGGGCCCCAUUUCUGUCCUUCCUCCGGCCUGUGGGCGGACAUGGACAUGGUGUCCCCUAACCGCCCGGGAACCUCUGGUUGUCAGGGAGAGAGGGGCCGGGCCUGUCCCUAACCCUCCCAGGGUGGCCGCCCUGCCCGUCCCGCCCCCCGCCCCCUCCCGAGUGCCAGCCCAGCUCCCAGGGAGGAGGGGGUGGAGGGGCAGAGGGGGGCGGCCCACCCCUCGGGAGGGCGGAGGCUCCUUGGAAAAGCCAGAAAGAGAACCUCGCCCGGCCGGGUGGCUCAGUGGGUGAGCGUCGACCUAUGAACCAGGAGGUCACGGUUCCAUCGGUCGGGGCACAUGCAGGGCUGCGGGCUCGGUCCCCCGUG
Messenger RNA from Myotis myotis, 3196 nucleotides. RefSeq names its product FERM domain containing 1 (gene FRMD1). Lineage: Eukaryota; Metazoa; Chordata; Mammalia; Chiroptera; Vespertilionidae. Gene Ontology annotation, cellular component: cytoskeleton; cytoplasmic side of apical plasma membrane. The transcript is spliced from 13 exons. The coding region runs from base 103 to 2034 and encodes 643 amino acids. Gene Ontology annotation, biological process: positive regulation of hippo signaling. The record is from RefSeq and is a predicted model, not a curated record.